UCCCCAUAUUUGUGUAGUUUUUGGUUUGUCCGUGGUUUGUUCUCUCGUGGACCUCUGUCUACUUCUGUCACCAACGAUAUUUCGUUUAUAAAAUUGUUUAAAUAGCAAAAAAAUUGUAUUGUGUAUAAUUACAACUUUGAAACACCUACAGUACAAUGACUGAAGUCCUAUCUGCAGAAGAAUCGCGGCAAGACCGCGUAGCUACCAUCCUGAAUGGCUUUCAAGUUAACUGGAUGAACUUGCGCGAUGCUGACACUGGCAAGAUCCUGUGGCAGCACAAUGAAGACCUAUCCGAUCCCAACAUGGAGCAUGAGGCUCGUGUGCCGAAGCGCAUUCUCAAAUGCCGCGUUGUUUCUCGAGAAAUGAACUUUAGCUCCAUUGAGUCCAUGGAAAGAUUUCGUUUGGAACAGAAAGUUUUAUUCAAGGGUCGGUGCUUAGAAGAGUGGUUCUUUGAGUUCGGCUACGUAAUCCCCAAUUCGACCAACACGUGGCAGUCCACCAUAGAGUCCGCGCCGGAGUCGCAAAUGAUGCCAGCCAAUGUGCUCAAGUGA
This is a messenger RNA of Hyposmocoma kahamanoa, 551 nucleotides long. It is a transcript of the gene PrBP, whose product is annotated as retinal rod rhodopsin-sensitive cGMP 3',5'-cyclic phosphodiesterase subunit delta. Lineage: Eukaryota; Metazoa; Arthropoda; Insecta; Lepidoptera; Cosmopterigidae. Gene Ontology annotation, cellular component: cytoplasm. The record is from RefSeq and is a predicted model, not a curated record. The coding region runs from base 156 to 551 and encodes 131 amino acids. The transcript has 4 exons.